UGCGCAUGCGCAUGAUGUGAUGGAGGUUUGUCAGGGGAAGGCUCUGCUGUUAGCUAAAUAUCUCUACGAAGGUUGAGGUCCGCUAUAAGGCUUCUAGUCGACAAAGUCGGUUAUAAGGACUCCUGUCAGUCAAGAUGGCCUCUGACACACAGGCCUCUAGGGGCAUUAUGACCUUUUACCCCACUGUUGAGGAGUUCAAGAACUUCAGCCGCUACAUUGCAUACAUGGAGUCCCAAGGUGCACAUAAGGCAGGUCUUGCCAAGAUCAUCCCCCCAAAAAGCUGGAAACCCAGACGUUCAUACGACGAUAUUGAUGACCUGUUAAUACCUGCACCGAUUCAGCAGGUUGUGACUGGACAAUCAGGGCUGUUCACACAGUACAACAUCCAGAAGAAGGCAAUGACGGUGAAAGAGUUCCGCAAAACGGCAAACGGUGACAAGUUUUGCAGCCCUCGAUAUGAUGAUUUUGAAGAGCUUGAAAGGAAGUACUGGAAAAAUGUAACUUUUAACCCACCCAUUUAUGGAGCUGAUGUGAAUGGUACGCUUUAUGACCCGGAUAUCAAAGAAUGGAAUGUGGGGCACUUGAAUACCAUACUUAACACUGUGGAGCAUGAAAGUGGUAUCACUAUAGAGGGAGUGAACACACCCUAUCUCUACUUUGGCAUGUGGAAAACCACUUUCGCUUGGCAUACCGAGGACAUGGAUCUCUACAGCAUUAAUUACUUACACUUUGGCGAACCAAAGUCCUGGUACUGCGUGCCUCCAGAGCAUGGGAAAAGACUGGAGCGGUUGGCCAAAGGAUUUUUCCCUGGAAGUGCACAAAACUGUGAAGCAUUUCUCAGACACAAGAUGACUCUUAUAUCCCCUUCUAUUCUGAAGAAGUAUGGGAUUCCGUUUGAAAAGAUCACGCAGGAGGCUGGGGAGUUUAUGGUGACUUUCCCAUAUGGCUAUCAUGCAGGCUUCAACCAUGGUUUCAACUGUGCUGAAUCAACCAACUUUGCCACAAGACGUUGGAUCGACUAUGGAAAACAAGCCAUUCUGUGUUCUUGCAGGAAAGACAUGGUGAAGAUAUCCAUGGAUGUAUUUGUAAAGAAAUUUCAGCCUGAACGGUAUGAGCUUUGGUUAGCAGGGAAGGACAAUGCACCCAUUGACCACUCCAAGCCCACGCCCGAGGCAGCUGAGUUUCUAGGUGGAGAGGCUGGAAAAAGUGGCAGUCAGGAACUCUGUAUUGACAACCAAAGUAGUGAGAGGCAGAAGAAGAGUAACCUGGCCAAACAAAGAAUAGGAACAAAAAGACACAAAGUGUGUCUGGAUUUACCUGAUGAAGUUCUUCCAAAGAGUGAACCGAAUGAUGAUGAGGAGGAUGAAUAUGGAAAGAAAGGAAGAUUGACUCCAUAUACAGAACAAUGCAGACAGUAUGGAGAAUUGAACAACAAAGACAACCUGCUGUCCCUGAAGGGUUUGACCAGUAUAAAGAUGCUUCCAGUUUCCAAAAUCACUGCCUUUGGGGAGCGUGUCAAGGACACAAGUUGUGGUGCAGAAAACUCCAUUGGUAAAACAAAUCCACCAUCCCCAGUCUGUCCACAGCCCUUCCCAAAGCAUCAUCUCUCAAUCGCAUCUGUCCCUACUGUCCCUCACUGCCUGUCAGCUGUGCCACGGAUCUCUUCCAAACCAGGAGUGGCAAGCCUUCUCUUUCAUCGAACCUUGAGUCCUUCAGAUGCUCUGCAGGUUCACAGUUAUGCAGCCAGAUCAACACUCCAUAAACCUCAACAUCUCAGCACAGAUAAACCCACAGGAGUCCUCAAAGAGCCAGACACCAAACCAGAUGUUAGGCCAAACUUGCACAUGCCAGAAGCAAACACAGUCAAGCAUGAAGUUGAGGGUGAGAAAGAGAACAAUAGUAUGAAGAGAAAGCUGCAGCCACUGAGCAAGCUGCCCCGCUAUCAUCCUUUGCUCAGAGAGAGCUCCAGUGAUGACGAGAUCCAUGAGACAGCUGAGCCAGAGGAGACCGAUCACUGGGCCAGACUCCUCGCUCCCAUGUGGCAAAGCAAGCCACGCAACUUUAGUGCUGAGAAGGAGUUCAACUUGCGCCUUGGCCAGCAGCCUCCAUACUGUGCAAUCUGUUCUCUCUUUCACACAUACGAACAGAAUGAUGUAAUCAGCCUGAGCCAGAGCAUUUCUGCAACUGAAGGAGGACACCAUCAGAGGAGCAAACCGCUGAUUCCAGAGAUGUGCUUCACCGGCAGCUCUGAGGGACACCUGUCUACCCCUCAUUUGGAGGAAGACGGCACAAGCCGACUCAUCAGCUGCACUGUGUGCAGCGUGCGUGUACAUAUCAGUUGUUACGGAGUAUCUCGUGACACAAAACUGGAUGGGUGGAUGUGUUCCCGAUGUGAAGCUAAUGCCAUUGCUCAGGACUGUUGUUUAUGCUCUCUCCGAGGAGGAGCCCUGCAGAAGGCCAACAAUGACAAGUGGGUUCAUGUGUUGUGUGCUGUAGCAGUGCAGGAAGCUCGCUUUGUGAACAUUGCAGACCGCAGUCCUGUUGAUCUCAGUUGUAUCCCACUUCAGAGGUUCAAGCUGAAAUGCCAAUACUGUCGUAAGUGGGUGAUGAGGACGACAGGUUGCUGUGUGCAGUGCUCUCACGGCCGCUGCUCCACUUCCUUUCACCCCACCUGUGCGCAGGCAGCUGGAGUUCAAAUGCACCCAGAUGACUGGCCGUUCGUCAUCUAUUUCACCUGCUGGAGACACAAGGGUGGCAGCCACAUAGAGCGUAACAAGGCAUCUUUGCGGGAGCUGGAGAAUGGACAGAAAGUCAUCUGCAAGUACAGAAAUGGCCGAUACUACCAUUGUGAGGUGGUUGAGCUGACCAAAGCCACCUUCUAUGAGGUCAUCUUUGAUGAUGGCUCAUUCAGUGACAACCUGUUCCCUGAAGAUAUAGUGAAUAGGGACUGUCUGCAACUCGGCCCACCAUCAGAGGGUGAUGUAGUUCAAGUGCGCUGGACAGAUGGUCUGAUUUAUGGAGCUAAAUUUGUGGCCGCUCAUGUCAUCCCAAUGUACCAGGUGGAAUUUGAGGAUGACUCUCAGCUUACUGUAAAGAGGGAAGACGUGUACAGUUUAGAUGAGGAGCUGCCUAAACGUGUUAAGGCACGCCUGUCUGUGGCGUCGGACAUGCGCUUUAAAGGAGUGUUUGUGGAGAAGGAGGUAAAGCAGGACUCGAAAAGACAACGGGUGAUCAACUCUCGUUACAGGGAGGACUACAUUGAACCGGUCAUCUACAGAGCCAUCAUGGAGUAACCUGACUCCUAAUCAAGUCCCCACAAACUACAUGGUCAACACACAUAUUAAUUUGCCAGCUUCAUUAACAAUACAACAUACAGACAAACAGGCUGGAGCAGAUGGUUGUAUGUUUUAUGAGGACAAACAGAAAUUCACAAAAUGGGACAACUGCAAAUACAUGUCCACUGAAUCUUUUGUUUUAUAAAACAUCUAGAUCAAAUUUUUGACCUUCAGGCUGAGUAUAAAUUCUUGCAGAAGUGUUCUUACUGUGAACAACAAUAUCUUCAGCCGGCAAUGGCACAGAUGAGACUCCAACAAUGAAAUAUUAAUUUGAUCCAAUAGACCAGGCAUGUCUUGUGUAGAACGUUUGUUUGUUCAGACGGUACACAACUGGCUCAGGCUCGGUAAGAGCAUUGGACAGCUCUCCAACUCUCACUAUCAGAUGGUAGAAAUGUUUCAACUGUGUUUUUAAAUCACGUCCCUGCAGUACCACUGGUUGACUGCACAUAAAAAGACCUUUAGACCAUCAGACUUUUUUAGGUCUUUAAAGUGCUUUGCAAUAUCUGAAUCUCAUGGAUGAAUCUAGUCUUUAUUAGUAUGAGCAGCUCUUUUGUGUGAUCUACUGUAAAUAUGAGACAUGAUAGGAAACUGUAGCUUUAUACUCGCAUGUAGUUUUAUUCAGGAGCUAAGUUUUGGUUCAGUUUUAUUUAAUUUAUGUUUCUUUUGAAGUGCAAGGAAUGCCAAUUUCCUGAUUGCAUAUUAGUUCUGCAGUUACUUUGUUUGUAAAAAAUGUUUUUAUUUAUAUGUGUUAAAGCAAGAUUUUCUCUACCUUUUUCUACUCUUAGCUGCAUUUCUAUUUCAACACAGUAAAGAGUAACUUGUGGCCACUCAUGUUCAAAGUGGUGGGCUUAUCAACAUUUUUCUUUCUUUCUUUACUUCCAGUUCAAUAGUAAUAAAGGCAGGGAAGGCAACCUCUCAAGGGCUCCAUUUGGAGAGUGCUAAGACUGGUGCCUAGUUUGAAUUGCAUACAUUGUUUGAAAAAAAUUUAUUUGUGGUUAUUCCUUUUGCUCUGUAUAGCAUUAUCAUUUACAGACCCUUGGCUUUAGUUGUUUUGUGCAGUAGGCAUUACACCCCUUUCUUUUUGACUCUAGAUCCAUAUUGUUAACUUAAGACUAAAAACUUUAUUUUAAAUUAAAAAUGCCUCCCAUCCCUAUGAGCAAAUAUGUAAUUUGUCUGAUUUCAGCCUUCCAGGUGUUGAGUGGAUUGACAUCAGAGCUUUCAUUACACAUUUACGACUUCUCUGUUACCUUUACGUGUGUCUGUACAUACUUGACGGUAAAUUCUGUCUCCCCUUUUCUCUGGUCCGUUUAUGCGUUCACUGUCUUAAUGUUGAAAUUACACAUAUAUCAACUCAAAAUACACAUAGAAGCUGCCACCUGCUCCCAAACUGGUCAUGCAUGCUUUAUUUAAAUCCAGUGAAUUCCAUAGGGAAAUCAUCUCUUCAGAACCUCAGGCAUGUUUUUGUUACACUAAGUGUUUUUGUGUUUCCAAGCUCCUAGACCAAGUUAGGCUAUUCCAAGGAGGUUCCAUGGUUUGCGAAGGAACUAAUGAGGAAAAUGUUAUUCCAUGGCAGCUCUUCUACCUGACUAGGUUUGAAAUUCUUGUGAAGGAAGCCUGAGAGACAGUUGACAGUUACCUGGCUCUGCCAGUUAGGUUAUUUUGGAUAAUAAUGCAAGGUAAUAAUAGAAUUUGAGGCUGAGUUACGGCCUGCCAGAGGCUGUUAAUAUA
Molecule: messenger RNA, 5063 nt
Organism: Xyrauchen texanus (razorback sucker)
Lineage: Eukaryota; Metazoa; Chordata; Actinopteri; Cypriniformes; Catostomidae
Gene: kdm4ab
Product: lysine (K)-specific demethylase 4A, genome duplicate b
Exons: 22
Coding region: 135-3293 (1052 amino acids)
Biological process (GO): chromatin remodeling
Cellular component (GO): nucleus
Molecular function (GO): histone H3K36 demethylase activity; histone H3K9 demethylase activity
Source: RefSeq, a predicted model, not a curated record